AUUUAAUCAAACAACUAUGCUUUGAAUUGCAAAAAAAAGAAUAUAAAAUGAUUGGGAAAAUUAUAUUUUAAUCUUUCUUUAUUCAAUCAUUGUUCACUUAAAUAUAUAGUCAAAUAAUAUAUGCAUCAGCUUAUAUCAAAUUCAUUUGAUACGGAUGAUAAUAGUAUAGGAAUGAAUAUGAAAGGUGUUGACAAUAAUAAUGUAAAUAAUACAAAUGAUAAUAUUAUACGUAAAAUAAAAGGAAUCAACACAACAAGCGGUUAUGAUGUAACAGUUAAUCAUAAUUUGAAAAGAUCAUGUAAUUCAAUAAAGAAAAUAUUUAGUCGAAGAAUAAUUUCUACAUCAUUUUCUGAAACAAAUAAUAAUAUACAUUGGAAUAAGUUAUCAGAUGAUGAUAGUUCAUCGGCUUUAACAUCAAGACUAACAAGUAAUAAAUCAUCAUAUGUAUCUUUUGAAAGUUUAUCAGGAAAUCGUGCAAUACCAUUGACAUCAUUUAUUACAAAUGAAUUGAUGACAACUACAACAUCGACCACAAUGUCAUCAGGAAAAAAUACAAGUGAUGUGAAAAUGAGAAAUAAACCUACAUCAACUGAUUUAUUAAAUGUAAAAAGAAAAUUGCAAAGGCAAUGGGCUACAUGUAGUUCAUUGUGUAACAAUAAUAAUUCUUAUAAUAUUUAUCAAACAAUUAACAGUACAGGACUAUAUGAUACAAAUUCAAUAACUUCAAAUCGUAGGUCUGGAACGACAGAGAGAAAAAAUAAAUCUCGCUGGUUAUCUUUAUGGCGUCAGUCACUUGAUCGUGGGAUCGAUUCUACAACAAACUGGUAAGUGAAAAAUAUGUAUUGCGAUUAUUUAUUGAUAAAAUAAUUUUUGGAAGGAUUCAUUCAACUAAUCAUGGUGUUUUCCGUUAUCAUUUUGUUCCUUGGAAUCCUGCUCCACCUUGUUUAGUUUGCACAAAUGGAUAGUAUUGCUGGGUCUCCCACAAACUGUGACUCAAAGCCUUAUUUUAUAAUCCUGUAAUUAAAAAGAGAGCUACA
Molecule: messenger RNA, 1037 nt
Organism: Schistosoma intercalatum
Lineage: Eukaryota; Metazoa; Platyhelminthes; Trematoda; Strigeidida; Schistosomatidae
Source: the annotation of a GenBank genome assembly